Symbiodinium pilosum is the source of this 861-nucleotide messenger RNA. NCBI's taxonomy places the organism in Eukaryota, Dinophyceae, Suessiales, Symbiodiniaceae. The record is from the annotation of a GenBank genome assembly.
AUGUCGGAGCGCAGCCGUUCGCCGGCCGAGCGUGGGAGGUCCUCUCUGCAAUCGGCCGGGAUGGACUUGGAGGGCUCCAAGGUGCUGGUGACCGGCGGCUCCCGUGGCAUUGGCCUGGCAGCGGCAGAGCUCCUGCUAUCUUUAGGGGCGGAAGUGGCAAUCUGCGCACGAGGAGCCGAAGACCUGGAGGCAGCUCGAAAGAAAAUGCCGCGGAGAGAGAGCUGCCACACGAUUGUGGCGGAUCUUUCUUCCCAAGCUGGAAUCAAGGCUUUGGUUGAGAAACUUCCAUGGUCAGAGCUGGAUGUCCUCGUCAACAAUUGCGGCACGAACAUACGGAAGAAAGCAGAGGAUUUUCAGGAGGAGGACUUCAACAAGGUUUUCAGCACAAAUUUCAUGAGCUGUAUGUGGCUCACCCAGGCAGUGUUGCCUUUGCUGCAGAAGGCCAGCGAGUCGAGCAGGUCCUCGGGAAAGCGCAGUGGUGCGUCUGUGGUGAACCUGUCCUCUGUUGCCGGGUGCUGCCAUAUCCCAUCUGGCUUCCCGUAUGCUGCUUCCAAGGCUGCUAUGGACCAGAUGACGCGAAAUCUUGCGGUGGAAUGGGCACGCUUUGGAAUCCGCGUCAAUUCUGUGGCGCCGGGUGUCAUCGAAACUCCUCUCAUCCAGACUGCUAGCCCUGUUUACGUUCGUGACUUCACGAAUCUGAAGCCGAUGAAACGUGUGGGACAGGCCAAAGAGGUCGCACGACCAAUCGCCUUCUUAGCUAGUGACGCAUCCUCGUUUGUCACAGGACAGACUUUGUAUGUAGAUGGUGGCUUCACGGCUGCAGGCUUCAAUCAGAUCCCUGGCUAUUGGGAGAACGCAUGA